AAAGGCAGUUGGAAGAUGGCAACAUCCAAACCAAGAAGACCUUCUUCUUCCUCAGCUGAACAUUCCACUUCCAACACCAUGUGUUACUACGGGAACUUUUAUGGUGGCCUCGGCUGUGGCUACAGAAGCCUGGGCUGUGGCUAUGGCUGUGGCUAUGGUGGCUAUGGUGGCUGUGGCUAUGGUGGCUAUGGCGGCUAUGGCUAUGGCUGCUGGCACCCGCUGUACUGUGGAAGAUACUGGUCCUAUGGCUACUAUUGAGGAAUUCACAGGGCUACAUAGUCUAUUGGUUGCAGUCUCCUAUUUUACUGACACAAAACCUGUUUCUUCACUUAAAUUUUAAGAUGUCUCCAAACUAGCAAAUGUGUGCUAAACUAUCUGAGAAAAAAAUGAAACUUGGGGCCAGCACUGCGCCGCAGCGGGUUAAUGCCCUGGCCUGAAGCUCUGGCAUCCCAUAUGGGCACCUGUUCUAGUCCUGGCUGCUCCACUUCCGAUCCAGCUCUCUGUUACAGCCUGGGAUAGCAGUGGAAUAUGGCUCAAGUUCUUAGGUCCCUGCACGCACAUGGGAGACCCAGAAGAAGCUCCGGGCUCCUGGCUCCAGAUUGCCGAAGCUCCGGCCAUUGCAGCCAUCUGGGGCAGGAACCAGCAGAUGGAAGACCUUUCUCUCUGUCUCUACCUCUCUCUAUAACUCUGUCUUUCAAUCAAAUAAAAUGAAUCUUAAAAAAAAUGAAA
This is a messenger RNA of Oryctolagus cuniculus (rabbit), 729 nucleotides long. The record is from RefSeq and is a predicted model, not a curated record. Lineage: Eukaryota; Metazoa; Chordata; Mammalia; Lagomorpha; Leporidae.